This is a messenger RNA of Callithrix jacchus (white-tufted-ear marmoset), 3515 nucleotides long. RefSeq names its product centrosomal protein 57 (gene CEP57). NCBI's taxonomy places the organism in Eukaryota, Metazoa, Chordata, Mammalia, Primates, Cebidae. Gene Ontology annotation, molecular function: identical protein binding; gamma-tubulin binding; microtubule binding. Gene Ontology annotation, cellular component: centrosome. The record is from RefSeq and is a predicted model, not a curated record.
ACACACUCUCCAGCGUGUAAUCCGAGGGAACUCGGGGAGUGCUUGAACUUCGCCUUGGCUUUUGUUCUAUCUCCAUUACUCCGUUCAGUUGCCACUGGCGACAACACUACUUACCUACGCUUCUUACUGGAGGAGGCCCGCCCCUCCAUAGAAUCCCCGCAGAGGCGGCUAGUAGCCCGCAGCGUUCUCGGCCCCCAGCGGGCUCCGCUACGCGCUACCUUGUGACGUCACCGGGGAAAAGGCGGAUUCUCUCCUACUGCCGGAAGACGUCUGCUGUUUUGAUUGGCUGGGGAAGACGUCCGUUAGGGCGUGUUGCCCGUUCUGUGUGCUCUGUGAGCGUAGGCGUUUCUGAGGGUGUGUGUGGCAGGGGUUUCCAAAACCAGCACCAGCACCCUUGCCCUUUUCCAUCAGGGGUUUAGCUUAGGGUCGCCCCUGGUGGGCGGCUCCGGAGUCUUGAAGAAGACCACGAAAACCCCUGGGCAGGCUGAAAGAUGGCGGCGGCGUCGGUCUCUGCGGCUUCUGGUUCUCAGUUCUCGAACAUCUUAACUGACCCAUCAAGGUCUAAUGGAAGUAUGGUUCGGCAUUCUUCAUCUCCAUAUGUUGUGUAUCCAUCGGAUAAGCCUUUCCUUAAUAGUGAUCUACGACGCUCCCCGAGUAAGCCUACACUUGCCUAUCCAGAAAGCAACAGCAGAGCCAUAUUUUCUGCUCUUAAGAAUCUUCAAGAUAAGAUUCGUCGCUUGGAACUUGAGAGGAUUCAGGCAGAAGAAAGUGUGAAAACCUUGUCUAGAGAAACAAUUGAAUACAAGAAAGUACUGGAUGAACAGAUACAAGAAAGGGAGAAUUCAAAGAAUGAGGAAUCAAAGCACAAUCAAGAACUGACAUCUCAGUUGUUAGCUGCAGAAAAUAAAUGUAAUCUAUUAGAAAAACAACUGGAAUACAUGCGAAAUAUGAUAAAACAUGCAGAAAUGGAGAGGACAUCUGUCUUAGAGAAACAAGUUUCCCUAGAAAGAGAACGACAACAUGGUCAAACACAUAUUCAGAGCCAACUUGAAAAAUUGGAUCUUCUUGAACAGGAGUAUAACAAACUUACCACAAUGCAGGCCCUUGCAGAAAAAAAAAUGCAAGAGUUAGAAGCAAAACUCCAUGAAGAAGAGCAGGAAAGGAAACGCAUGCAAGCUAAGGCAGCUGAGUUGCAGACUGGUCUAGAAACAAAUAGACUUAUCUUUGAAAAUAAGGCAACUCCACGUGUUCCCAAUGCAAGAAGAAUUAAAAAAAAGAAGUCAAAACCACCAGAAAAGAAAAGUUCUAAGAACUAUUUCAUUGCACAGCCACAUUAUAGAUUAUGCUUGGGUGAUAUGCCAUUUGUAGCUGGGAAGUCCACAAGUCCUAGCCAUGCUGUGGUAGCCAACGUUCAGCUUGUCCUGCAUCUAAUGAAGCAACACAGUAAAGUUUUGUGCAAUGAUCGAGUUGUCAGCAGUAUUCCUUUGGCAAAGCAAGUAUCUUCACGAGGUGGUAAAAGUAAGAAGUUGUCAGUAACACCUCCCUCCUCCAACGGUAUUAAUGAGGAGUUGUCAGAAGUCUUACAGACUUUACAGGAUGAAUUUGGGCAAAUGAGCUUUGAUCACCAGCAGCUUACAAAACUUAUCCAGGAGUCACCAACUGUUGAACUGAAAGAGAACUUAGAGUGUGAAUUGGAGGCAUUAGUGGGAAGGAUGGAAGCAAAAGCCAACCAAAUAACUAAAGUUCGAAAAUACCAAGCCCAGCUGGAGAAACAGAAGUUAGAGAAGCAGAAGAAGGAGUUAAAAGCUACCAAAAAGACUCUUGAUGAAGAAGGAAAGAGCAGCAGCCGUUCUUCUGGAAUCACAGGGACCACAAAUAAGAAAGAUUUUAUGAAACUGAGACCUGGAGAAAAACGCAGAAAAAACCUUCAGUUAUUGAAGGACAUGCAAACCAUACAGAAUUCAUUACAAAGCAGUAGUUUGUCUUGGGAUUACUGACUUAUAACGAGGUCAUAAAUUUUAUUCAGAUAAUCCAUACCUCAUCAAUCAGAUGUUGACAGUUUACUUCCCAGGUCUCAUACUAACUUAUGUUGAAAUUAAUUUAUAGCAGGUGUUUAAGGGACCCAGGCUUCAUUACACAGGCUUUUUGUGUCUGCAGCAUGACUCAAUGUUAAAGCAUUUAAACAGAAACCAGGGGAGUUGAGAAAGCCUGAGAAACCACACAUUAUCUUGUUUUGUUGAGAUGAGUUUGCUGUACUGAUAUAUUGCACUUUGUAAACAGAUUACCAGUUUUUUACUUGUGGGUGUGAUUUUUAAAAAAUAGUUCUUUAAAAUUAAAAUUAGGUUUAAAAUUUCAAAAUAUGAGACUAUGCCAUAGGCAGUGCUUGCUUGAAAAGUCUCAUUUUUAAAUCUUUCCCUGGCAUGAAGUGCCCACUUCCCCUUUCCAAAGCAACCAUUAAAGAUACUUUUUGUUUCUAUUAUUGGUGGAGUUUUACUAUAUUAAAAAAUUUAUAUUUAAGAGGAUUUUAAUUUUGCUUUUUGGCAUUUGACUUUUAUCAGUAUUAAGUGGACUUCCUUUUUAAUCUAUUGUUCAUUUUUUAAAAACAAGCAAUUUUAAGUUACAUCUGUAAAAAUUAUAAAAGGAUUUUUGAAAGUAACUUAUGCUUUGAGCAUACACCUUCACAGUUCUUAAAUAAUACCUGUUCUGUAAUCAUGAUACUCACUCAAGGCAUAGCGGUUUUUAAUCUCAAAACUCAGAGAACCCUUUGAAUUAUUUGCUUUUACAGGUGUACAGUAUGAGUGGAAUAUGAACUGUGCACAUAAUUGUUAUCCUAUUCAUAUAAUUUCAACUAGAUCAAGAUGUUAACCUUUUAUAAAUUUGAAGUCAAUAAAGCACCUUUUUAAAGGAAACACUGAAACUUUCCUUAACAGCCUGUUAAUAAGGGCUUUGUAAUAAGCUCCGAAAACAUGCAUUUCUAAAUAGGACAUCAAUGUAUUGAUGACGAGAAAAAACUAGUACUUAGUUGCCAUUCUCAUGCUUACAUAGAAACAGAGCCAAAAAAUAUUAGAUUUCUCAUGAUAUAAGGUAAUUCAAGAGUGCGAAUGAACAUGUUAGCCACAUAUUAGAGGAAUUCCUUAUAUGCCUCCCCUAGAAUUGAGUUAAAAUUCUUAGAUUAUAUCCAGACAUCCAGCAUGAAUUGUCAUGGCUUCCUGGGCACCAGGCAUGUCAGGCUUUUCUAUAGUAACAGGUUUUAAUUUAGGAUCCUUAAAUAGAUUUUGGGGUAUUAUUUGUGACUCUCCUGAAAUAGUAACCUCGGGUUUGUUUGUCCAGUUUUCUAAUGAGUAGGUUUGUGACUUGAUUGAAUUAACCAUGAGCCCAUAGCCACAAGGAAAGUGAGAAGCAGUGCUCUGGUGACAUGAUAAAUAUAUUUGUUAACCACCAUUUCAACUAUUAAAAACUGCUAUUCUCGCCUUGUUUGAAUUUCAGGUCACUAAACUGUAUAACCAUCAUUUGAA